AAGCAGUCGACUGAAUUGACACACGAAUCCCUCUCUCGCUUCUUUAACAUGGCCUUGCAUUGAAUCGAGGCCUUGAGGCAGCUAUGUGGUUCGAAAUCAUCUGCGGCCUGAUCAUCUACGGACUUUACAAGCUGUUCAUCUCCGACGGCGACGACGUGUUCGAUGUUGAGACCUCUGAUUCUACUGCUCUCUUUGCCGUCGCCGACAGGCUCUCUAAGCUCUACCCUGGCGGCAAGGUCUUUGUCGGCCUUCGUAUCCCCGACGCCGAUACCGCUUCCCCACAGCACAUCGAUCUCCUUCUUCUCAACAAAGGGGAGGCACUAGUGAUAGCCGUCAAGAACAUGUCUGGAUUCAUCUCCGUCAAGCCAGAUGGCAGCUGGGUUUCUGAAAGCAUCUCCAAAAACAAAGCAGACCACCACCCUGAUCCUCUGGCCGAGACAAAACGGCAGGCUUCAAUUCUUGAAUCCUAUCUUGAACAAAGAGGAGCUGCUUUACCACUAGGAUAUUUGUCCUGCAAAGUUAUACUCUCCAAUCCUAAAGUUUGUACUAUUCAGUCGAGCGGUUUCCCAUCAGAAAUCAUAACUUAUGACCAGUGGGUAUCAAUGAAACCAGAACCAAAAAGUAUGUUUUCUGGUUGGAUGAAGGGUGCGUUCCUUGGUGGAAAGAAAGAGAUGCAAGAAUCUAUUCAUCAGAAGCUUGAGUUCAUUCUUAGCACAGCACCAAUGUGGGAUAGGUUGGAGCUUAAAGGUAACAACUAUGUUCUUGGAGAAUUUUUGGAAUUUAAGGGCAAGCAGGAAGAUGUUCAGUCUUUGAGACACAUCAAAAGAUCAAAAAUAAACCGCCUUGUUGUCCAAAAGACGAGCAUGCUUGGAUUUACCCCUUCAAGGCUCCAAGUUCUGUACUCUCACCGUGAUUACCGGAGUGAAGGAGCUUCGGCUUCUGAGUGGAAAGAAGUAAAUGUAAGGUCGAGCACAGAGGUUGUCUUUCAGCUCGACAAUUCUUCUAGAGUCCGCAAGUUUAAGCUCUCAUCAAUUAGUUCUAUGUCUUUGAGUGCUUAAAGAUUUUGCUGCUUAUUGUGAGUAAGUCUACUUCUAUCUAUUCCUUUGUUGGCCAGUGAGAGUAGUCUUUUCUUUGUAAUCUAUACCUUUACUAUCAUUGUUUGUCAUUUAGACUUGCAGUGAUGUAAAUAUGGCAAUAAGGGAUCGAUCUUUAUGAUGAUGUGCA
Molecule: messenger RNA, 1224 nt
Organism: Argentina anserina (silverweed cinquefoil)
Lineage: Eukaryota; Viridiplantae; Streptophyta; Magnoliopsida; Rosales; Rosaceae
Exons: 6
Coding region: 84-1058 (324 amino acids)
Source: RefSeq, a predicted model, not a curated record